Zeugodacus cucurbitae (melon fly) is the source of this 1077-nucleotide messenger RNA. RefSeq names its product dephospho-CoA kinase domain-containing protein (gene Dpck). NCBI's taxonomy places the organism in Eukaryota, Metazoa, Arthropoda, Insecta, Diptera, Tephritidae. Gene Ontology annotation, biological process: coenzyme A biosynthetic process. The record is from RefSeq and is a predicted model, not a curated record. The coding region runs from base 115 to 807 and encodes 230 amino acids. Gene Ontology annotation, molecular function: ATP binding; dephospho-CoA kinase activity. The transcript is spliced from 3 exons.
UAUACUCAUAUACUAAUGUCAGCUGUGUUAUAACAGCCAAAUGUAUUUAGAAUUUUCAGAAACUAAGUACAAAAAAAAGAAUCUUGAGUAAAAAUAUUAAAUAAAUAUUGAAAAAUGUUUAUAGUAGCUAUAACUGGAGGAAUAGCUACUGGAAAAAGUACAGUAAGCCAGGUGUUCCUAGAUAAUGGAAUACCAGUGGUUGAUGCUGACAAAAUAGCUCGAGAAAUCGUGCAACCUGGUACAACAUGUUGGCAUAAGAUACGACAAGUAUUCGGAGAUGAAAUUAUUCUGCCAACUAAACAAAUCAAUCGUGAGGCAUUGGGCAGGGCAAUUUUUAAUGACAAACAAUUACGCGGAAAACUAAAUCAAAUUACACAUCCCGUAAUACAUCGCACUAUUUUCCUACAAGUUUUCAAACACUUUAUGAGUGGGCGCUCGUGGAUUGUGCUUGAUUUGCCCUUGCUUUUCGAGACCGGCAUACUUAUGGAAUUCAUCUAUAAAAUUGUUACUGUGUCAUGUGAUUCUGAGAUCCAAUUAAGUCGGCUCAUGCAAAGGAACGAGUAUUCAAUUGAAGAUGCUAAAAAGCGUAUUGACUCGCAAAUGCCAUUAGAAAAGAAAUGUGAACAGUCUAAUUUCGUAAUUGAUAAUUCGGGUAGUAUUGAAGCCACCCGGGAAGCGGCUUUACGCAUAGUACAGCUAAUGAAUGACUCGAAACACCAUUGGCGUAAUCGUGUGACACUUUUUGGUAUACUGUUGGGAUUAUGCUUAGUGGUAUAUUAUUUAAAUAGAAUUUUUAAAUUCUAUUAGUUUGAGUUCCUAAAUAAAAUACAUUCCAUAAUAAGCAUAACUGGUUAACUAACUAUUAAUCAAGCUUUGGUAGUGACAAAUAAAAAAAUUUAUUAUUUUUUAAUAAUAUUUAUUAAAAUAGCUAACUAUUAAAUAUUCUUGCAUAUAAUAUUAAGUUUUAAUGAAAAUAUGAUAUCUUAGAAAAUAUAUAUUUAAAUAUUCCCUAUUUCACAUCUAUAAUAUAUUAUACAUUAUAUAACAAGACCGAUCAUUUUAAUUAUAUCAUUACAA